Molecule: messenger RNA, 7829 nt
Organism: Malaya genurostris
Lineage: Eukaryota; Metazoa; Arthropoda; Insecta; Diptera; Culicidae
Exons: 8
Coding region: 1-5358 (1785 amino acids)
Biological process (GO): replication-born double-strand break repair via sister chromatid exchange; regulation of gene expression; establishment of protein localization to chromatin
Cellular component (GO): Scc2-Scc4 cohesin loading complex
Molecular function (GO): chromatin binding
Source: RefSeq, a predicted model, not a curated record
AUGUCCACGCUGGCACCCAUGCAUGUUGAACCGCAAAAAAAAAUAUCCCGCCCAUCUGUAGGCUGGCAGCAGCAUCAGCAGCAUCAGCGUCCCAGUCGGUCGAGACAACGGGAACCAGUGCCGGGGUGGGGUGAACGAACGAGGACUCCCUGCAUCAACCGUGACACCGUGCUCCGGAUCAAUCGUCGUCUGCCAAGGCAUCGAUCUUGCGACAAUAUCUGGCCGCCGGCACGGAGUCCUUCCCCUUACGACGGAAGCCCGGCGUUUGGGAAAACAGCAGAAGGUGGGUCCUUUGCAUAUGACGGAACUCGGCCCUAUGGCAGCCACGAAAGCGUGUACUUUGACGAACGAGUUCGAAAGCAACACAAAAUCGAUCCACUGCGGACAAUGUUCGAUAAGGCGAAUGUCGUCCUGGUGGACUGGGGCGGCAAGGGUAAUACGGUAGGGCAGGGCCAGAGUGAUAAUGGAGUUUAUGACAAACGAUGGCCGGGAAAAGUUCGGGACGAUGAUACGGGAAAUAAUGCCAUCAAACCGGGUCAUAGAGGUGAACGUAAAAUACCCCUAUCAUCGGUGGAGGAAAAAAUUCAACCACGCGACAAAGCGGCAGUUUUCGGCAUGGAAUGGGAACCGAAACCGCCACCGCCUCCGCCUCCACCGAGAAAAUAUUUCCUACCCAUCGAUCAACUGCAGGGCGGCAUUGGAAUAGAAAUUCACUUACGUAUACAGGAAAAUUUGGCAAACCACGAAGAAAACGGGGAGCUUCCGAAAGUUCUCGAAACCAGUCACACCAUAGAAAGGUACGUGAGUCGUCCCUCGUCGGCGCAUGGUAACACAUUCCACGAUGACGUAGGUCUUCAUCAGGACGGAAUUCAAUCAAAACCGCCAUUCAAAACUAGAUCGGCAGCAUCAUCAUCGAAACGCAUUGCCAGCAAACCUCCAACUCCAACUUCAACCAACUGUUCGGGUCACAAUGAGUUCCGUGAUUCCGACAGUCUAACCCACAAACGGCAUGAUGAUAGCAUAAAUUCGAAUACGAUUCCUAGCUCAAACAUUGAUUGCAGUUCCAAAGCAGAAAGUCCUGCACCGCUGAUUACCGUGACUGAUUGCCACCAGGAAAAUGCGACGACGUCGACGGCCAAUCAUUCCGACAAACGUCACCAUCACCAACGGCAGCCCGAGCCAACAACAACCACAACUGUAAAAACAAACGACCAAUUAUUAAAUGAAAAAAUAGAUGAAAAUCAUAAUUACAAUGAAAAACUAAUUACAAACAGUAGUCGACUCGAUGUGGGCAUCGCCCGGACCACUCCGAACGAUGAAGCUGAUUCCAACUCCCGGCAGAUCCUUCCAGAAAUCUCUAACGAGCAACAUUCAAAAUUAAAUGUAGCAAAUCAGCCAAAUCGUAAUUGGAUUAAUUUAAAUUCAAAUGAAAUUUAUCCCCACACCGCCGAUCGGAAUCCGGCUGCUAAUGCACGUGUGACAAACACACGUGCCCAUCGGGUCGAUUCGACUACUGCCGUUGAUGAUGAUUUCGUCUCUUCUGCUGUCUCCGCCACCGCCCCAAUUCCACCGUCGGAGGCUAAUGAAGGCCAUCGGGCAGCAGCCGGUGGUGAUGCGUUGCCCGUCGACGGCGACAUUCCCUGUAAUUACGGUGCCGGUAAAAGUGUUGAAAGUAAUUACGAACCGUCUGACAAGCCCAGUCUGUCACCGCCGCCACCGGUAGGCCCCGGCGGAACGAUCCACCGGUCCGACAGUCGAGAUUCAGCGCGUAGUUGGCGGGUCGAAGAUCUGCUCGAGUUUCCACCACCGCCGGCGUAUUCGUGUGAGUGCGACGACAGCCGGAUCCCGUCCGGGCGGUGUUCCGAAGAAAGUUUCCCUUUCGGCAGUGACGGAGCGGAUUGUGGAGCGCAAAUCUGCGAUAACCGCAGCGCCACCCCGCGGACUUCCGCGUUACUGCAAGUCGUCACCGGCCAAACUGACAAUCCGACAAUUUCCCAAAACUGUCGUCGGAACUCAACGCCAUCAGCCACGGUAUCGUAUGUCAGGACCGGUAAUGUUUGCCCUGAUUUCGGACAGCCACUGGACGGCACUGGCACUGGCACCGGUGGCACCGGUGGCACCGAUGUCCGCGAGCUAACGGAUGAUUAUUUUAAAACAAAUUUAACGGAUGAUAAAUUUUUGAGCAAGAACGUAAAUACUGGAUGUAAUUUUAGCGUCAAACCAAAUGAGUACCGUCAGUGGCAGUACACCGACAGGCCCGCUGGUGUUGAUAAACACGCUUCCAGCAGCGGACUUCGGCUUGGACAAAAUUCCAAUCCAGUGCACAAAUCGUUCGGUGAGCGACAUUCGCCUGCACCACCGAUUGAACCCGGGGACGGCACACGCUAUGCUAGCUUCACCGAUGGUGAGUAUAUUUUCGGUCCGUACGAACAACGCUCGGAGGAAUUCCAACGAUUUGACCUGUGGAGCAACGAAUUUCGACACCACCGUCCAAACUGCCCCCAGCAUCGGAAGCAAUCUCCUGUCGGAUCCGAUUGCAGCAGUGGGAACACUCUGGUUCUGGCCGAUGCAACUGAUUGUUGUGAGUGCCCGGUCAGCAGCAACAGCAGCACUGAAACCCUGAAAGAGGAGAAGGAGGAGGAAGAUCAGAAAAGUGAAAAUCGAAAAAUACCGAGAUUGGACGGGGAAACCACCGGACAGCAGCUGGAAAAUUAUGGCGACACACAGAACAACGUUCCAGCCGGAUGCGAUGCUUCGGAACCCACAGCAUCCUACCGCCGAUGGGUCCGCUUCGAGAACGGAAAUAUCUCUCCACCGUUGCUGCAGCCGGGAGACUAUGGCGGUGGCAGGUCAUCGACUCAACGGGUUCCGACGCCCUAUCCCAGUCCACCCAACGAACGGGAAAACCACGAGAUAUUCGAUCAAUUCGCUACAGCGAGGGCAGAACGGGGCCAGCAACCAAAUGUAGUGGAAAAUGUUCCCCUGAUUGAUGCUGUCCUGGACGAUUUGCUAACGUUCUCGAAGACACUUGUGCCACGCGGUUCGCCUUUUGUGUCCACUGAACGCGAAGAAGCAAAAAUCGUCGAAAUAAAUGACGAUAAUCUAAUUAAUUUAUUGGCUGAUGAUGACCACGCUGGAAGCGCUGUGUUUGAUCCCGUCGAUUCGGCGAUGAAAAGUUCCCGUCUAAAUCCGGACGUUAACGAAACGGCAUCCGACCACGGUGUAGGCAGCUUUCGAGGACAAUCAUAUGACAGGAAUGCCAAUGAGCCACAAGAGCAACUGGCGCAAAAUCGUUCGGACGACAGUGGCCGGGACGAUUGUUUGAAUACGAGCCGGAAUCGAGAGGACAUAUUCAACACCGUAGCCAUUUUCAACUGGAAUCCGAUGGAUGUCUAUCACCAGCACGGUCUGUUUAUGAUUGAUCCUCGUUUUGCACUUGCCGACCAACGGGCCACCACCAUCGGGCCAUCGCCGGAGCCCAUCCGUGACCGAAGUAAUGACCAGUGGCAACUUGGAAAGACAACUGACAGUGACCAGAACCGGUGGAAUGCGACACAUUUGAAUUCAUCAAAGCAUGAGCAGCCUUCCAACGAUGAGCAUCCGACGCGCGAAGAUGACGAUGAUGCUGAUGCUGACUCCGUUACUAUUGGCAUACUGGAAAUAACUGAUGGUGCAGAUCCGUCAUCGGUGGACGUGAAUUCAUUUGCAACUCAACGAGACGAAGGCGAAAUGGCCACCACCACCUCCGGCUUGCUGGAAAGUCAUAAAAUCCCAAACGACAGCCGGACCAGCCCGGCCGUGGACCAUUUUUACGACUCAGCUCACGUCGAAUAUCCGGUUAGACUAGACUGGGACCCGUCCCGGUCCGUCCCCGUCGCUAGCGUCCCCGUCGAACAAUUGCCACCGCUGGUGGAAUCUGAUUAUGAUAAUGAUGCCGGCCAACGGAGUGCCAUCAUCAGCAGCAGCAACAGCAGCACUUCUUCACUGUUGCAGUUCACCGACGGAACCGCAGGUUUGAAGCGUGUGGCCUGGCCGCCACCAGCCGACAGCGGUGACGAUUACGAGCAACAUCCGUCGCAGGGCAAGUAUUCCCCACACGCCCAACAGCAGCACUAUCAGCAGUACUCACCAGCACCUCAUCAGUCGCCUCAGCCUGCUGCGAUUUACCAACAUCAGCAGCAGCAGCAGCACCCACAAAGCCAACCGCACCUACAACCCCAACAACCGCAACGACAACAGCAUCAACAACAACAACAACAACCGCGGGAACGUAUCAUCCCCAUUCAAAAGGCCACAUCCCACACCUCGCCGGCCCAAACCCCGAAGUCACCGGUCCAUCAGCUCAAGUAUCCACCGAGCUACCCGCCAUCAUCACCCCAUACUCUGUCAGCACCACAGCAGGCCGGGCCUCAGCGCCGUGCCGUGUCCCCAUUGGGUGGUUCGUCGACUGUAGCCUUCAGCGGAGGUCGUGCGGUUCUGCCUUCGAAGCAGCAAACUACUCCGCAACAACUGCAACCAGCUCGUCCGGUUAGUGCUCCGUAUUAUCAACAACACCCGCAGCAACAUCAUCAACAACAACAAUAUUAUCAACAACAACAACAACCCCAGCAUAAUCGUUAUUCGUCGCCUUCAACCGCUUCGUUGCCCUCACCUCGUUCACCCCAGAUCAUUGGUGGUGGUCACAGUCCACGCGGUUGGGCUCACGUAAAUUCACCGGUCCCAGUGUACAAUCCGGUGUCCCAGCAGCAACGACAGCAACAACAACAACAACAACAACAACAACAACAGCAGUACGUCCCACCGCCCUUUCAACCGGAACCGGCUCCGUACCAUCAGCAGUCGCACACCGCUGGGUACGGGUACGGGUACGGCCCGAGAAAGUCUGACCCGUCAACUCAACAGCAACAACAACAACAACAUCAACAGUAUCAACCGCAAGCAACGGAAGCUUUCCAACCACUAGCGACCGUACAACAGCAGCAGCAGCACCAUCCAGAAGGUAUCUUCCAGCAGCAGCAGCAGCAGUCGCACUAUCAACAGCCAGACCAGUUCCCGUUCGUCACAACACUUCGCAAGGAACCACCAAUGUCACAGGAACCGGCUCCAGUCUAUCAAACCCAACCAGUUGCUGCUAUUUACCAAGGCGGCACCAACAUGCGGGGCGAUCAAAAGUGGCCACCGGCAGAGUACAAGAAGCAAAGUGAACUGGAUAACGAGGAACGUUUGAAGCUGGCCCAUGGGCCCGCGUUUCGUCCGCGCAAGGUGCAAAAAGAUUAUAGCGAUUUUUUCGCUAAGAACGCCCUGAACCAAACCUAUCCGGGCUACCGGGCACCGCCGGGCACUCAACACCACGACUAGACAGACGCCACGCAAACGUCCAGCAUAGAAAAAAAACACUACACAGCGAAACAAACAAAUAAACAAUUCGUCGGAGAUCCAGUUUACUUUUUUUUGCGAUCUUUUACUAUGUCAUAAGCGAAAGAGAUUCUAGAAUAUUCACACGCACACAAAGAAAAACACAAACAGAAAAGUUUAGAUUUAAAAACAAAAAAAAACAUCAAGUGGUUUGAUACAGUUCAACGAAGAAACAACAAACACAAUGACUGUGCUAAAACAGUAAAACAAACAUAACUACAAUAUUAUGGUUUAAGCAUAAAGGAUUGUAACUAAUUUUAUCGUUCACUGAUGCUAUGAAUAAGUUAUUGGAUCAAUUGUAUACCCUUGUAAACUGAUGCUAAUUUUGUAAAACUGUUUAUUCUACCGUCUCGAUUUCAGAGCAUACAACACCUAUUUAACGCUUAAUUACCUUUAAUCUACUAAUAGUUCAAUAACCGGACAAGGUUUACACGUAAUCGUAUUACGCUAAAUUGUUUUAACAAACAGGAAAACGAGCAAAGUGGCAAAGCAAUAGUAGCACGCGAAAAAUUGUUUUUUCAACGAACGAACAUUAAAAAAAACACAAAUGUUAAAAGCAAUUAUUAAUCAAAUGUUCAAUUGGUAAUGAGUUUUUAGUGAUUAAUAAUGAAACCAGACCACCGGCGUUGGUAACACGUGGAAGUAGGCGGGGAGAAUCGUAACAGGCCGGUAGUCACCCGUUCUCGCCUGCAGGACCAAACAACGACAAACAGCAAAAACAAAAAGUCAUCAAGAGAAGUUUGCAUACCGGUCUGAACAUUCGGCGCAGUGAGUGAAACGCAAGAAUGACGCAAGUUGAACAAAAAAGAAUCAAAAACAUCCCCCCGAACCAAUGAGAUUUAUAUUUCAUUUAUUCAUAGUCGGCUAUUGUUGGGUUGGUUGGAGCGAGCUUUUUUUUUUUGUUUUGUUCCUGGAAAACCGGAAGCCCCAUACUUCUGCGAACGAGAAAAAUCCGGGUUGAAUUUCACACCCGACGCAAUGCUGCCAAUUCGCAGCUGGUUGUUAACUGACAGGCGAAACAAAUCAGGAGGACACCUAGCCAGGAAGCGACAGAAUGGCAGCCGAAAAAGGACAGGAAAAAAAUAUAAUUAUUUUAAACAUUCAUUUAUUUACCAGUCAGUCAAAAAAGAAAGGGGAAAAACCAUUGACCAUUGAGCGUUUGCGGAAGAAUGAAUUAUUCAUGAAAUUUUCUGAUUCUUAAUAAUUUACGUUGUUACGAGCUAUUUAAUUGGAAAAAAACGGAUCGGAUAAUGUCAUCAUCAUCAUCAUUUUCAAGAAACAGCACAAGCACAAUUGAGGGUGUCCGAGGCUAAUUACAACCGUAAAUAACACGUCCAACACAAACAAAUUCGGCUAUGACACCGGCUGAUAACACCCUGUGAAAGAGUUAAGUCCCGUUAAUUAUAAACAUGAGGUAGUACAGAAAAACAUCAAUCCGUUUUUUUCUGUUAUCGACUCAGAGGGGGCAGUCAAUGAGGGGGGACUUUAAAAAUCAACAAACCAUUAAUUGAAAAUAACAUAUCUAUCCUGUUCAUCGGGCAUCCGACAGGAAAAAAAAGUGUAGAACGACUCGACAUCCAGCACGCAAUAAAUAACUCCACGCGGCACUCGACGACUGUCCACCUCGAUAGGGAUUGACCCAUCAAACAACAAACAAACAAAACAAAAAAAACACCCAGCCUGCUGGUGUCCCCAGGAUUAUGCUAUAUUUUCAAAUUUUGUUUGUGUUAUAAGCGCUUGACCCAACCAAAAAAAAAAGUGUGCUCUAAUACUCGAAAGCUGACUGCUGAUUGUCAGUACCAACGAAAAAAAAAAACAGCAACGAAGCCCCAAUCCCUUUCCGAAUAUUGAUGAAUUUGGCAAAUUGUUUUUCAGUCUACGAAUUCUGCAGAUCAGGAUGUGCCACAGAUAAGAGGAAUGCUGAAUAUUUUAAAUUGGUAAAUGCACAGUUGCAUCGGAGCGUAAAAAUGCAAAAAAAAAAAACGCUGACUUUCAACUGAUCAAUUCUAUUCUCUCCUCUACUUCUCUCGGUCGUUAUUCACCUGAACACAUGUCAUAGGAUCUGUUCUUUUUUUCAUUACCUUUCAUUAUGCCAAUGUACGAAUAAUUGAGCUGCGAAAAAAGAGAAGUAAAAACUGAUAAUAAAAAAAAAAUGUUGUCGCUACUGAAUUUGCGCUGAACGCAUAUGUAUUACUAUUUACCAUUACUAUUUAUCAUUAUUCAUAUUAUUAUUGUUAUUACAAUUGUUGUGAAAAAUUUAACUUUUUGUCGACAAACUCUCGGCACAGGAAAAUGUGCAAAUCGGAACACCAUCAGCCAAAGCCAAAAAAACUGAGAUGGAAAAUUAACCUAACAAAUUAAGUUUGUGCGCUCGCGUUAUGAAAAGCUAGGAAGAUAAAAACAAACAACAACAA